ACGCCCCACUCCGGUGCGCCAUCGCCAUAGGGACGGCCUCAAACCCCACCCCGGCUGUGGGCGGGCACAGGAGGUCCUGCCUCUGCCGACCGGGAGGUCGGCCGCACAGGCGCAGUCUCUUCUAGUUGUAGACGCGGCUUCUUGGCGCAGCGUGUAAAUAACAGAUGCGGGUGAAAGAACCUUCCCAAGCUUUGCCUGAGAAAGCCAAAAGGAGUAAAAGACCUGCUAUACCUCGUGAUGAAGACUCUUCAGACGACAUUGCUGUAGGUUUCACUUGCCAGCAUGUAAGUCAUGCUAUCAGUGUGAAUCAUGUGAAGAAAGCAAUAGCUGAGAAUGUGUGGUCAGUUUGCUCAGACUGUUUAAAAGAAAGAAGAUUCUGUGAUGGGCAGCCAGUACUUCCCUCUGACAUAUGGUUGUGCCUCAAGUGUGGUUUUCAGGGAUGUGGUAGAAACUCAGAAAGCCAUCAUUCACUGAAGCACUACAAGAGUUUGAGAACAGAAUCUCAUUGUGUUACAAUUAGUCUGAGCACAUGGAUUAUAUGGUGUUAUGAAUGUGAUGAAAAAUUAUCAACACAGUGUAAUAAGAGGGUUUUGGCCCAAACAGUUGAUUUUCUCCAGAAGCAUGUUUCUAAAACACAAACAAGUGCAUUUUCUAGAAUCCUUAAACUUUGUGAGGAAAAAUGUGAAACAGGUGAAAAAAAGAAAGGAAGAAAAGGCAGCAGUGUACCGUCUGUGAAAGGAAUUUCAAAUUUAGGAAAUACUUGCUUCUUUAAUGCAGUCAUGCAGAACUUGGCACAAUCUUACAUUCUUAUGGAACUGAUGAAUGAGAACAAAGAAAAUGGGACAAAACUCAAGAUUUUUCCUUCCCCAGACACUCGGCUGGACCCACUAACAGUGGAACUUUCAAGCCCUGGACCAUUGACCUCAGCCUUGUUGGUGUUUCUUCACAGCAUGAAGGAGACUGAAAAAGGACCACUUUCUCCUAAAGUUCUUUUUAAUCAGCUUUGUCAGAAGGCCCCCCGAUUUAAAAGUUUCCAGCAACAGGACAGUCAGGAGCUUCUGCAUUAUCUGCUGGAUGCAGUGAGGACAGAAGAAACAAAGAGAAUACAAGCUAGCAUUCUAAAAGCAUUUAACAACCCGACUACUAAAACUGCUGAUGAUGAUACUAGAAAAAAAGUCAAAGCAUAUGGAAGAGAAGGUGUGAAAAUGAACUUCAUAGAUCGGAUCUUUAUUGGUGAAUUAACUAGCACAGUCAUGUGUGAAGAAUGUGCAAAUAUCUCCUCAGUGAACGAUCCCUUUAUUGAUAUUUCACUUCCUAUAAUAGAAGAAAGGGUUUCAAAACCAGUACUUUUGGGAAGAAUGAGUAAAUAUAGAAGUUUGCAGGCGACAGAUAAUGAUCAGUACAGUGAGACUGUUACUAUAGAAAAUACUUCUGAACCCAGAGCCACCAAGAGUCAGUCUUCAUCUAAAGAUAAGAAUCAACUAGUUCAUGGCAGAAAAUGUGUAAGAAAAUUGUCAUCUGGAGAAGAUAGAGCAGUCAUUAUAUGCCAGAAAAAUGAGCACCUUGAGAUGAACGGGGAUUCUUCAGCAUUUGCAAGCAUCACAAAUACUGAGUCGGCUCUGACUGAAAGCCCCACCGAUGGCAGUGAGAAAGAGGCCGGCCGUUCUGAAAGUAGUGCUGAUGCAGAUGGCGAGGCUUCAGAAUCCGAAAGUGCUUUUGAGCAGGCUGUGUUGUUGAGGUCUAGCCGUGGAUGCUGUGUGCGCCCGCAUGCCCCCUCUCCCCGGGUGCCAGCAGCUGGCCCACCCACCAGGGAGCCUGGCACUGGUGACAAGGGAGUGGCUGAAGCUAUUUCUGAACUUCAUCUGAGCAGCCCUGUAACUGGAGAUAGACAUUUUGAUAGAGAAAAUAAGCCACCAAGUGUUCCAAAUAGUUUAUGUUCUUCAGAGGAGAAGCAUAUGCUGUCUCCUCACCCCCAAAAUGCUUUUCAGACACUUUCUCAGAGCUAUGUAACUAGUUCUAAAGAAUGCUCACUUCAGUCCUGUCUCUACCAGUUUACAUCUAUGGAAUUACUAAUGGGGAAUAACAAGCUUCUGUGUGAGAAUUGUGCUGAAAAGAAGCAGAGGUACCAAAAGGAAACCGGUUCCCCAGAAAAGAAAGCAGAAGGGGUUUAUACUAAUGCCAGGAAGCAAUUGCUCAUUUCUGCUGUUCCAGCUAUCCUAAUUCUCCAUCUUAAAAGAUUCCAUCAGGCUGGCUUGAGUCUUCGAAAAGUAAACAGACAUGUAGAUUUUCCACUUAUACUUGAUUUAGGACCAUUCUGUUCUGCUACUUGUAAGAAUGUAAAUGUGGGAGAUAAAGUUCUCUAUGGUCUCUAUGGCGUAGUGGAACAUAGUGGCUCAAUGAGGGGAGGUCACUACACGGCUUAUGUGAAAGUGAGAACACCCUCCAGGAAAUUAUUGGAGCAUAUCACUGGAAAGACAUAUGUACCUGGUUUGAAAGAACCUGACAGUGAAUCGACAGGCCAGUGGGUCCAUGUUAGUGACACUUACGUGCAGGUGGUUCCAGAAUCAAGAGCACUUAGUGCACAAGCUUACCUUCUUUUCUAUGAAAGAAUAUUAUAAUUGUCUGUUAAUAAUUAGUGAUAAUGAUGAUUUAGAUCGCUUUUGUUUAACUGCUGCAACAAAAACCAUAAUAUGUAAUGUGCCUUUGUAAUCUUUUCUCUUCUGUAGGAAUAGCAUGUCCCUCAAAUGCCCCUGAAGAUUUUUACCAUUUUGGUGAAUCCUUUUAAAGUAAAUUAAAUUUACUCAAUGCUUUCAAAUUUAUAUUCUUAAAAUAAAUGUAAACACAUGUUUUUAAGGAAUAUUUGUCCUAGAAAAAAAGAAUUUGCAGCAGUAGAGGAAACCCCCCCUUAUAAUGUGGCUUAUUACCAUGAGCAUUCAGAAAUGAUGCUGGCUAAUGAAAUUGUUUCUUAAAACAGGGUUUACCAAAUGUGAGUUGCAUACCACCUUUCUGAUUUUAUAUAUAUAUACAUAAUCCUGUGCCAUUGUUUAAUUAUUUUUAACCUUAGUUUUCAGCCUUACAUUUUUAAACGUAGCCUUGUUUUGAGCAUAUUCCACAUUUUAUGUACUAGUUAUAUUAUUUCUAAUAAACAUUAAAAUAAAUCUAUAACUAUUAGAGAAAAAUUGUUCAUCCAUGUAGCACUCCACUUAAAAUCAUCUCAGGGCUGUCCAGUGGUGUACCUAUACCACUGUGUAAGAAACAUUGGUUUAACAUAUACUUACACAGUGACCUCAUCAUGUUUUGUGUGAUUCAACCAUAUAAAAAGAUACCACUGUAGCUUCAGUAAUAGGGUUCUACAAAUAAUUUAUUGAUUAGCUUAUUGCUUUGAGGUUUUGAGAACUAGAAAAAUAAUGAAAUAUAUCAUUAACAUUAUUUGCAGCCUAUUCAUGGUGGCGUUGAGGAUAAUUUGCAUGUAAUCAGCCAGGGUCAAAAUAUAAUUAUUGAUAAUUGUAAAAUGCAGAAUUGGUAAAUAGAAGUUGUUAAUCCAUAUGGGACCAUUGGAUACUUUUAAUAUAAAUUACCAAAUUAUAUUUGUAAGCGACAGAGAAUUAUAUUCUUAUUAUACUAGACAGGGAAAUAUAAUUUUCUAGUUCUGUAGGUCAGUAAACAUUAAUCGUGGUUUUGGGGUUUGAGAUCACUUUUUUUUGUCAUCAACAAGCAUCAUUAAUAAGUUCAAGUGGGUUUAGCUUGUAUUUUAAUGAGGUGUAAAGUUGGCAUUUCAGAUUUUAAAUAAAUAAUAGCAAAAAUAUGGUAGUUUACAGCCCCCCUUCCAGAAUACAAAUUAUUAAGCUGUCAAAACUUGGCAUGAAAAUAUUACUAUUACUUAGGCUUAAAAUUUAAAAAAAUAAUGGGUACUUGGGUCUGACAUUACUGAAUCAAAACACAUACGUGCAUGGUUCAAGCAUCCUAAUCAUUAGUGCCAACACAUGAUACUACGAGCAGCUAUGGGCUAAGUGCCUAGUUCCCGUUCAUUUUCCUCUUGGGAAGGAAGGAUAAGAAUAGGGCCUGUAGAUAUUGUGUGGAAGUAUUUAACCAAGCCUCUAACCCUUCUUAACAUUUAAGGUUGUAUGACAUUGUCAAGUUUACCAGUGCUGCCUUUUGAUCUGUGGA
Messenger RNA from Zalophus californianus (California sea lion), 4167 nucleotides. It is a transcript of the gene USP45, whose product is annotated as ubiquitin specific peptidase 45. Gene Ontology annotation, molecular function: cysteine-type deubiquitinase activity; zinc ion binding. The transcript is spliced from 18 exons. The coding region runs from base 165 to 2618 and encodes 817 amino acids. The record is from RefSeq and is a predicted model, not a curated record. Lineage: Eukaryota; Metazoa; Chordata; Mammalia; Carnivora; Otariidae. Gene Ontology annotation, biological process: protein deubiquitination.